UUUAUACUAUUCGAGAAACCUCGUUCGGUCAUUCCUGACUACCCAUGUUGAUCUGAGAAAGUCUCUCUACCCAUGGAUUCUUCGGAUUCUCGUUGAGCGCCACGUCCAUCUCGUUCCGAUACACUGCGCGGUCGGCAUACCACCAUCUCCACGGCGGACUUGCGCCGAGCCUCACUCCUGCUCUCGCCUCCUGUAUAUACAGGCAAUGAUUGUAAUUACUCCUCGAACCUGAGCAUCACAAUGGCUACUACCGAGCGAUCAACGCCGAAAUCCCCCCACUCCUCGUCCGACAGCGACGAGCGGCCUCCUUCCCCCGAAGCCACCCCCGAUCCGUCGUCGCUCCCCCAAGUGCUGAAAUCGAGAAAGUCGGAAUACCUUCGUCAGCAGUCGGUGCGCAUUAAGGUCGGGACAUGGAAUGUGGCCGCCAUCGCAGGCACGGAGGAGGACGUUGCGACGUGGUUCGUGCAGUGUAGGGGUAUCUGCGAGCAACUGUCUGGGCUGACAGUGUCGAACCCCGACGGGAAACCGGACGGCAAAAGACACGUCUCAGGCCCGGGCUCUGGACAUCGCCCCGAACCAGCGCCCGAAGAUGUCGGCCUUUUUGUCCUCGGCCUGCAGGAGAUCGUCGAUGUCUCGUCACCGACGGAAGCGCUGCGACCCUACGUGGACCAGGGUCCCGCAAGUAGGUGGAAAGCGGCGGUCCAGGAGGCCCUGCCGCCGGGUUACAAACUCGUCGCGGAGACCCAGUUAGUAGGUCUGCUGCAGUUGAUCUACGCAGCGCCGUCGCUGGCCGACAGCGUGUCGUCAGUUAGCUGUGUCAACGUCGGCACCGGGCUCCUGGGAUACAUGGGCAAUAAAGGCGCGGUGGCGACCCGUCUGACGCUCGGGGAGACCACCUGUCUCGUCUUUGUUAAUUGCCAUCUGGCGGCAGGGUCGGAUAAGGGGAGCCUGGAGAGACGGAACUGGGACGCUGCCCAGAUCGCUACCCGCGCUCGGUUCGAGCCCAUCGACUCCAGUAGGAGUCUCCGCGACGGCCCCGCCGAGACGAUCGGGCAGGAAGACUUUGCGUUUUGGUUCGGUGACCUCAAUUAUCGGCUCGAAGAUAUCCCCGGGGCCGAUGUGCGACAGGUGCUGGCUCGGCAUACGGAGAACGAGUAUGACAAAACGCACCAGUCGUCGCAUGGGACCAAAGAUCCGUCCAAUCCGUCCGAGGGUGCCGUAGACGAAGAUAAAACGCCGCCUACUCCCCCGUCGCCUGUGGAAGAUGAAGACAUAGACCCGCACUUUGAUCCGGCAUCCCUCCAGACCACCAUAUCAUCGCUGCUUCCCCAUGACCAGCUGCACCUGCAACAGAGCAACCGCAAAUGCUUCCACGAGGGCUGGCGAGAGGGAGAUAUUUCGUUCCUGCCGACGUACAAAUACGACGUAGGGAGCGUGGCGAGGUUUGAUUCGAGCGAGAAGAACCGCGGCCCCAGCUGGUGUGAUCGCAUCCUGUAUCGCUCGAAUAAGGACAUGCUCGACCACCAACGAUCGAUCAAGGAAGCCGAAGAGGCGCGAAAGCGCGACGAGGAGAUGAAAGCCAGGGGCGUGGACAAGGCCGUUGCCGACGACAGCGUCCUGUUUGACUAUGAUCCCGACGUGGACGGCGCCGAUAGCGGGGACGACUACUCUCCUGUCAAAGACCAGGCCAGUGAUAGUGAUUCGCUGUUCGCGCCACCCGACGACCCAGAGUUGGAUCCCCUCCACCUGGACUACUACCUUUCCCACCAGGGUAUUUUAUCGUCCGAUCACAAGCCGCUUGUCGCUGGAUUUACCAUUACUUUCCAGUCGGUGGACCCGCAGCUCAAAGCCAAGGUUCAUCAGGAAGUGGUGCGGGAGCUCGACAAGGCGGAGAACGAGGCGCGGCCCGGCCUCACGGUGGUGGUGGACCAUCACGGCGCGCCCAAGGGCGCCGAGUCGGAUGACCCCAACGCGGUCAACUUUGGCAACAUCGCCUUUGACGUGCCGGUGCGCCGGACACUGGUCGUGGCCAACACCAGCGGAGUCCCCGCCACGUUCUCCUUUGAGAAACCAGAACGGGACGAUGGACAUGACCACAGCAUGCCGUCCUGGAUUGACUACCGCGUAGACUCACCCGGCCACUCUUCGGCGGAGCACAAGGGUUCGGAGCCUCACGACUACAUGCUGUCUCCCGGAGAGCUAGCCAACAUUGAAGUGACGGCUCACGUCGGUAACAUCGAACUGGUCCGGAUGCUCAACGACGGGCAGAUCAAGCUAGAGGAGAUCCUGGUCCUGCGAGUCGCCAGCGGCCGCGACCAUUUCAUCUCCGCAUUUGGGCGGUGGCUGCCCACGUGUUUCGGCCGCAGCCUGGAAGAGCUUACCGUCAUGCCCGAAGCGGGGGCGCGCACGCUGCCAGCGGUAAAGCUGGCCGACCAGCCGGACCACAAGGUUCCGCUGUCGGCGCCCCGCGAGCUGUUCCACCUGACAGACGCUAUCUCGGAGCUGACCGAGCGCGCCGUCGCGGAAUGGAGCAUGACGCGAGGCGAAUCGGAGGAGACCCCACCGUGGUGCCGGGAGCCUGCCGGGUUUGGGUGGCCUUUCGCCCCGGAGACCUGGACGCUGGAGGACGGCGAGGAGCGCACGCAUUUGCUGGUCUCUGCCCGAGAGGCAAUGGACACCAACCAGCCCUUCAGUGCAGUCUUCGCACCAGAGGUCUCGUCCCUGCACCGACUAGAGGCUCUAAGCGAGACGCUCGUAAUGUUCUUGCAGUCAUUGAAAGGCGGCAUCGUCACAGCGGACGUCUGGCGCAAGCUCGACGAGCAGAUCGUCGCCCGGGAGAAGUCCAAAACCCCACCGAUGUCCUGGGAGGAAUCCCAAGCCUGGGUGCUGGAAAACCUCGCCUAUUCCCCAGCCCACAGCAUCUCCUUCACCUUCGUCACAUUCAUGCUCGCGCGCAUCGCCAACGAAGUGGCCCCAUCCUCCGCCAUGCUAGCGCGCUCUACCGCGGCAGCCAAACAGCAAGACCUAAGCAAUCCCGACACCUCCACAUCCACCACCACCCCUCCAACCAGCGGCUCCUCCGCCGCCGCAGCGGCUAGCUUCAUCGCGGGGGGCAUCCGGCGCAAGCGCACCUCCACCUCCGCCUCCCAGGGGGCGGUGAACCCGCUCGCCGUGCGCCGACAGGCCGUCGAAGCUGGACUGUCCGCACUCUUCGCGCACUUCCUCAUCGCGUCAGGGGGAACCACGCCUAGCAAGGAAAAAGAGCGUCGCGCGGUAGACGAGCGCAAACGGAGUAUCAUCGAGCCGUUUUUGAAGACGAUCGGAGUGGAUAACAAUGGGCCGUCUGGGGGGAUUUCAUAAUCCCCUUCUCCUAUCGUUCCUCUCUUCUUUCCUUUUUUUUUUUUCGAUUUUGCCUUGUCGUGGCCAGUUGGCUCAGCUGAGACUGGACUUGCGCUUUUUUAUUCGGAAAUAGAGCUGUAUAUUAGUGCUUUAUAUUUUCCGUGCUGAUUAGAAGGGGCUGUUCGGGUAUAUUGGUGGUUUACUAAAGUCAGGUAUUAGUAUAGACGAUUGGGUUUGGAUGGAUGUAUAUAGCUAUAUACAGCUUAUGAAAAUGCACAGCA
Aspergillus campestris IBT 28561 is the source of this 3620-nucleotide messenger RNA. RefSeq names its product phosphatase family protein. Gene Ontology annotation, biological process: phosphatidylinositol dephosphorylation. Gene Ontology annotation, molecular function: phosphatidylinositol-4,5-bisphosphate 5-phosphatase activity. Lineage: Eukaryota; Fungi; Ascomycota; Eurotiomycetes; Eurotiales; Aspergillaceae. The coding region runs from base 241 to 3360 and encodes 1039 amino acids. The record is from RefSeq and is a predicted model, not a curated record. The transcript is spliced from 2 exons.